GUGGGGCUGAGGGGAGCGGAGCGGAGGGCGGGCCGGGCUGAGGGGAGCGGAGAGCGGGCUAGGCUGAGGGGAGGGCGCAGCGCGGGGCGGGCUGAGGGGAGCGGAGGGCGGAGCGCGGGGCGGGCUGAGGGGAGAGGAGCUGAGGGCGGGCCAGGCUGAGGGGAGCGGAGGGCGGAGUGCGGGGCGGGCUGAGGGCAGCGGAGCCAUGGCGGGGCCGCUGUGCCAAGGCUGGGGCCUGGGGGCGGCCCUGCGGAGCCGCGCCGCGCUCCGGCCGCUCGGGCUGCUGGCACCGCCGGCACGGGGGGUGCUGGGGCCGGCAGUGGGAUCGGGAACGGCAGCGGGAUCGGGAGAGGCGGCGCUGGAGGAGAACCCCUUCUACGGGAAGUACCGGCACAAGAUCCAGGAGCUGCGGAGGUCCAGUCCAGAUGUGUUUGAAUCCCGUAUGGAAAAAAGAAGUGAAGUGAAAAAGCAGCCCGUGGGACAUUCCAAACAAGGAGAGUUUAUCAGAUGCAUGGAGGAAAAGGCAGAAGGCUUGGGCAGCAAGACCUCAAAGGGAGGAUUCACAAAGGAUAAGACACUUGAUUCAAUUCUUAAUGUUGAGAUGGUGAAAGAAAAAUCAGCAGAGGAGAUAACGCAGAUUUGGAAUCAGUAUUUUUCUGCAAAAGACACAGUUUAUGCUGUUAUUCCUGCAGGCAAGUUUGAUUUGAUGUGGAAGAGAGCCCAGAAGUGUCCAUCGUUUCUGUAUGCUUUGCCAAGAAAAGAAGGCUAUGAAUUCUUUGUGGGGCAGUGGUCUGGAACAGAAUUACACUUCACUUCCCUGAUAAAUGUUCAGACCCAAGGUGAAACUGCUCCAAGCCAGUUGGUCUUGUACCAUUAUCCUGAUCUGCAGAAGGAGAAAGGGAUAGUACUAAUGACAGCAGAAAUGGACUCCAAGUUCUUGGUGGUCCAUGAUGCCCAGUGCUUGGCCAACCAGGUGCAGCUGUUCUACGCCACGGAUCGCUCCGAGACCUACGGAUUAGUGGAGACCUUCAACCACAGAUCCAGUGAAUUCAAAUACAUGUCAGUUAUAGCAGAGCUUGAGCAAAGUGGGCUUGGAAGAGAACUGAGACCUGGGCAGGCUUCUGACAAGUCAUAGAGCCUGGCCUGUGGUGAAAGGAGCCAGCAGAAGCAGGGGGUCCUAGGAGGAGUGAUCCAGUGUCUUCUGUAUUACCACUUGGAUUUGGCCACAGAAGGAGUCUGCAGACAUCCUGGGAGAAUGACAGUCAAGCCUGUGUGGCAUUGAUGCAAGAUGAAGACUUGGGCCAUUUGAACAACAGUAACUAAUUGCUAAAAAAUGGAGCCCAGUACUUCAGUGUAACUUCAUCAGAAAGAGCCAUUUUCCCCAUCUUGUAACUUCCUGCUGCCUGCUGGAUUGUGGAAAUCUGAAAUAAAGUGACAAAAGGGGAACUGUGUAACGGGCUGUACUGACAUCAGGAAAGAGAUGACAACCAAUGUUUCUUCUCAGUAAACUCAUUUUAAAUGCUCUCCACCAUUAUAAUUGCAUGGUUCAGUGCUUUUUAAUCUGUGUGGAAUUCAUACAGGCUUGUCCAUCAAGAAGAAAGAAUAGGAGCAAUGGUCUAAGACAGACAUCUCUUUGUUUCUUUGUGAGGUUUCUUACACAGAUGUAUAUUGUGGUCUGGGUUUUUCUCAGGAUUAAAAAACCGGAGUCACUAGAUUUGUUCUGGGAAUUUUCUGCUUCUUAAUUGAUUUAUUAAUUGUAUCCUGUUGUGAUGUUUCUGUAUUGAGAUGUUGUUUUUGAGCAGUAUGAACAUGGUUUUAUUUUUUUAGUAUAUUUUUAAUAGUGUAGAGGAAUCAUUGCCUGUUUUACAGGAUUAUUUUUUCUCAGGCUGGCAUCUAUAGUCAGCCAACUCACAAAUGGCAUUUGAAGGAACAAAAAAUAACUCUUCCCACUUCAGGAAAGGCACUAUCCAUAAUAAAGGAAAGAUGGACUGGCAUAGUGACAGAGAGACUCACCAGCCAGCUUCUUGUUUGUCAAGUGAAAAAAAUGUCUUGGUAUGAAAAUGCAGAGCUCCUUUAACACAGCAGUUUUGGUAAGAGCCUGGCUUUACAGACUGCAGCAGGUUGGGGGUUUUAAACCUGCCCCAAGCAAAAGAAUCCCAGGACUGAUGCUUUGAGUUUCUCUUGUGUUCAUUCCCAGCAGAGGCAGCAGCACAUCCAUGGACAAGGACACAGCAGCAGUGUGAUGUGCAGCCUGUGGGGUUACCAGCACUGCCACCACUGCACAGGGGGACACAGGACAGCCAGGAGCUUCCAGGAGCCACUCUGAAAUACUUCCCGUGUCUACAUCAGACCCCCAGCACUAACUCAUCCUCAGCACUAAUUAUCUCUGGGCCACAUUGCACCUUGUCAGCCUGCUGGAGCUGGCAAGCAUUCAUUCCCUCCUUAGCCAGAGAAAGGGGGGAAAGAAGAAUCGGCAGUUUGUCUCUCUGUAGGAGGGUGUGGCUGGUAUCAAUUUUCUUCAUUAGCCACAACCUGAUAUGAAGCUGUGAUGAGUUAUGAAGGUUUCUUGCAGCAUCUUUUUGCUGUGUAGUUGUAGGAUCCUGUUGCUGUAAUGCCCACUGUCACUCUAAUUCUCAGCCCCUUUGCACUACAUGGCCUUUGAAAGUCCCUUCCAACCCAGCCCAUUCUCUGAUUUUAUGGCAUGAGCACUUCAGCUGAGCACUAAAGCUACACAGUGCAGUUUUUUGUUGAGGUCUCUUUUACCACUGACUCUUAGAUGUUAGGUGUGAACUCCUGUCCAUUCAGGAAUUCAAGGAUGUUUCUAGAAGAGGCAGAGCUUCUCCUGGGGCCUUGCUGAAAGGAGAUGUUCUUGCUCCCUGGUAAUGUCUUUUGGCUUCUGUUCGGUGAGUGUGUGCAGAGCAGGGGAAUAAUGAAUCACGGGAGGCGUGGAUAGGGCUGUGAUAAUCUGAACAGCAAAUCACCUUUAUUAAAAGGCAUUUCUACUUCUA
Molecule: messenger RNA, 3008 nt
Organism: Vidua chalybeata
Lineage: Eukaryota; Metazoa; Chordata; Aves; Passeriformes; Viduidae
Gene: ATPAF1
Product: ATP synthase mitochondrial F1 complex assembly factor 1
Exons: 9
Coding region: 206-1135 (309 amino acids)
Biological process (GO): mitochondrial proton-transporting ATP synthase complex assembly
Cellular component (GO): mitochondrion
Source: RefSeq, a predicted model, not a curated record